Macrosteles quadrilineatus (aster leafhopper) is the source of this 1542-nucleotide messenger RNA. Its product is annotated as 28S ribosomal protein S35, mitochondrial-like. Gene Ontology annotation, molecular function: structural constituent of ribosome. Lineage: Eukaryota; Metazoa; Arthropoda; Insecta; Hemiptera; Cicadellidae. The record is from RefSeq and is a predicted model, not a curated record. Gene Ontology annotation, biological process: mitochondrial translation. The transcript is spliced from 6 exons. Gene Ontology annotation, cellular component: mitochondrial small ribosomal subunit. Bases 447 to 1499 code for a protein of 350 amino acids.
GCGAUGGUGAUUGUGCCGUGUGCGACCGUCGAAUUAAAACUUGUAGGCUAGGUUAAGUUUUCUUGUUUGUUUUCACUGUUUUUUUUUCAAUCAAAGUUAGUGAAGGCCCUAAGCCCCCUAGCUCCUAUUCCGAAUAUUCAUUCUGAAUCUGAAGAAUGAGGAUAGGACUAAUAGAAAAUCAAAUCUAAUAAAUGUAUUUUAGAUCUAGGGGUUGUUUUGGAUUAAAAAAGUCGAGGAAAUUGAUUUCGAAUAGAUUUAUUCCCAAUUUUUAGUCCAUUUUGGCAUUUCAUCACAUCUUUUCCUUAAGGCCUUUUGAUAUUCGAAUACCGAAGAGUUUCCAACACACCAAGUAGAAGAACACCUACUGUAACAAGUAGGAGACAUAACAAGUAGAGUGACAAGUAGAAAAUAGGCCUAAGUUAAGUUACUCUUGGAGGCCCGUCAAAAUGUUGAGUCUGAUAAGCAAACAUACAGUAAAAGUGCUGUCAGCAUCAAAGUUGAAGAUUAAUUAUAAUCGUAUUUUGUCCAAUGAGAGAGAUUUUGACAUUUGUUUCAAAACUAUAAUGGACUCAAGUAGCAGCAGAGAUACAACCCAAAUUUCACAAGGAACUGAUGAUUUUAGAGUAUUAGAUCUCAAAAAAGUGACUGUGAGACAAAAGCGGCAAUCACGACAACAGAGAACCAAGUUUGAGGUACCUCCACCAAGAACAACCUUGAUGAAGGAAGACCAGGAUUGGACAUCAGUUUGGCCUGGACCUCGUACGUUUCACCCUGCUGUGGUGCCACUUCCCAUCCGCCAAGGCCACGGCAAGAAGAAGGCAGCACCUGGCAAAUUUGGUAACGCGGAACUCAUGAAAAUACCCAACUUUCUUCAUCUCACACCGCCUGCUAUCGAGAAGCAUUGCGAAGCUCUUAAGAAAUUCUGUACGCCAUGGCCAGUGGGGCUUGAAACAGAUGAGAAGUGCGAAGAUCAUUUCCCUGUAGAGGUUAUAUCAUCAGAUUACUGCCAUUCCUCUCCCACCAUCAGAGACCCCCUCGCCAGGAUUGUGACAAUCAAGCUGAAACUGAACAGGCUUCCGCUUGAUAAGCAUGCCAAAGAUAAGAUUCUUCGAUUGCUACAAGAUCACUAUGAUGAGAAGACGGAUGUUGUCACAAUCACCGCCGACAGAUGCCCGUUGCGGCAACAAAACUAUGACUACGCCAUGUACCUUCUAACUGCUCUAUUCCACGAAUCCUGGAGGGUCGAAAGCUGGGAGAAGGAUAAAACUCUGGAGGACAUGGAGUGUUACGAGUGGGAGGCAAACCAGUCUUACAAGAACGUGAAUAAUCUUCUGAGCCGAACACAUCCCGAUGUUGACCUCAAGAACCCUCCUGAGGAGCUCGCCGCCACAUUAAAGGAUUAUAAAAAUGCCAUUGAGGAUAUAUUCAACAACAGCCGAGAGGAAAGUGAAGAAAAGCUAAACCAAUAUAAAUCUGCAUCUGAAAAGUUAUUGUUCUGAAGUUUUUAAAUAAUAUAGAAAUAAAAUGUACAUAGAAUACUUU